Molecule: messenger RNA, 3129 nt
Organism: Danaus plexippus (monarch butterfly)
Lineage: Eukaryota; Metazoa; Arthropoda; Insecta; Lepidoptera; Nymphalidae
Gene: Hsepi
Product: D-glucuronyl C5-epimerase B
Exons: 8
Coding region: 272-1945 (557 amino acids)
Biological process (GO): heparan sulfate proteoglycan biosynthetic process
Cellular component (GO): Golgi apparatus
Molecular function (GO): heparosan-N-sulfate-glucuronate 5-epimerase activity
Source: RefSeq, a predicted model, not a curated record
CAUCAGUUGAUGUCCCAAAUGUCAUCAGUGUGAUCAUUGAGAGAUGUUGAUAUGAAACGUGCGAGAAAAGUGAACGUUCCGAUGAUCAAUAUCGUUUUUAUUGAAAAUAUCUGAGACAAGAUACGAGUAAAAGCAUCAUGUCUUAAUUAUUAGUCACAUACUAAUAAGUUGAUAACAAUGUGACUCUAACAUAUUAUUUACAUCUUAAUGGACUGCAGUGGGCGAUGUCGACUUAACUAGUUCGACUGUCUCCGAUGUCCAGAUAGACAGGAUGAUGCUUAUGCGUGUGAACAUGCGCCUGGUGCUGGUGGUGCUGUGCGGUGCCGUGCUGCUCGCUACACUGUACUGGGGGCACUGCGGAGACAUCUCAUUGAGACCCACAGUCUCAUUGCUGUCGGAGAGCCAGACCGCUCUGUCGGAGAUCGAGUGUUCCAUCAACGGGGAAUACUCGGUCUCGUGCAGGCGGGACCGGGACCAGGUCUACUUGCCCUUCUCCUUCAUACACAAGUACUUCGAGAUUUAUGGUAAGAUUACGGCGACGGAUGGAGUUGAAAAAUUUGAGUGGUCGCACAGCUACAGUAAGGUGUACCAUCCCAAGAAAAAGUACGACCCUCGAGGCACCUUCACCACCUUCGAGAACUACAACGUGGAAGUCCGGGAUCGAGUGAAAUGCAUCAGCGGGAUCGAAGGUGUUCCGGUGUCCACCCAGUGGGAGCCCCGGGGCUUCUUUUAUCCCACCCAAAUAGCGCAAUUCGGUUUGGCGCACUACAGCAAGAAUCUAACUGAACCAGAACCGAGGAUCAGGGUCAUCGACGACGGAGACAAAGUCCUCGAGAACUGGAUCGUCAGCCAGGACGCACUCAUGUCCCGGGAAUUGGAUCCGGAGCUGAAGGCGAAUGUUAUAAGAUUCACGACAACCGACCAGCCGGCUAGUCAAGUACGAGCCAGACUUAACAUCAGCCAAGACUUCGUACUCAGCAUGGAUCUCAUGCUGAAGCCGAAUUCUUCUGUGACUGUGAUCUUACAGAAUAAAGACAAGAAGGAAACGGUAUACUUGCAUUACGUAACCAGUACCCAGUUAAUAUAUGCACAGGAGGACCACAUAUACUAUGGCGUCGGCUUAGAACAGAAAUGGCGGAGGUUAACACGAGAUCUGAUCAUAGACAUGCAAAAAGGUUGGGCGCUGCAAGACAGACCCAAGAGGAAGUCACCUAGAAAUAAGUUUAAGGUGUCGGGGCUGGCCCUGUCGGGUGCGGGGAGUGUGGGUAACGUGCGCGUGUCGUCCAGCGAGCACAUGUUCCACUUCUUCUCUGCCGCUCGCUGGCUGGUGUCCUCUCAGCGAGCGGACGGCGGCUGGCCGGUGCCCGCCAGGAGACGCCUCGCCCCUCGCGUCCCCGACCUCAUGCCGGGCUGGCACUCGGCCAUGAGUCAGGGUCACGCCAUCUCUCUGCUGUCCCGGGCCUACCACCGCAGCGGUGACUCGCGGUACCUGCGGGCAGCCAGGCGAGCGCUGGGCCCUCUGGACCGGCCCCCGGACAAGGGCGGAGUGCGGGCGCUGUUCAUGAACAGAUAUGUCUGGUAUGAGGAGUACCCCACCAAGCCGCCCAUCUUCGUGCUGAACGGGUUCAUCUACACUCUGCUGGGCCUGUACGACCUGCACUACACCGAGGGCGGGCGGGCCGCGUCCCCCGCCAAGGAUAUGUUCGAGGCCGGAAUGCUGUCUCUCAAGACGCUGCUGCCGCUAUUCGACACCGGCAGCGGCAGCUUCUACGACCUGCGGCACUUCACGCUGGGAGCGAGCCCCAACAUCGCGCGCUGGGACUACCACGCCACGCACGUCAACCAGCUGUAUCUGCUGGCGGGCCUUGACCCCGACCCCGUGCUGCUCGCCACGGCCCGCAGAUGGGAGGGCUACAUGCAGGGCCGGCGGGCCGCGCACAACUGACGAGACACUGUCGUAGGAUUGUUUAUAAAACAAACUUUUCCGUCGCACACAGGGGGGGGGGCGAUGACGUCAUACACAGCGGAUCACACAGAGGAGGGGUCGGUGACGUCAUCGACGGCUAAUGUGUCGACACCGAGUCACCAGUCGCUGGAUAUUUAAGCCUUAACUCUUACUAACCUAUAUACAACACUCGACUCGUGAAGACUUGUAACGUGGCUGUCAUUUUUUCUACUAAAUUUGGUAGAAAUUGUUAAAAAAAAAUUGUACAUUGUAUACAAGUUAAGGAAAUAACUCGUCGGGAUCCGCGCACAAGACUGACGCUGCGUGAGAGGAGCCGGAGGCGCGCGCCACGCGUCGGUACUUACCCGUGUACUUAACAUUAAUUAUUUAUAUCUUAAAGUAUAUCACACGCGUCGCGCGUCGGAACAGGCGAAGCAGGUCCCGGCCGCGGACCCCACUCACCGACCGCGGCUCGCGGACGUGUUGAAUUAUUACAAGUGUGUUCUUACAAAAAAUAUGAAGAAAUGUCUCGGAAUUGAUGAAACGACUGUAAAUAUUGAAAUAUUUUUAUAUCCUAACGUCUUGCCAUUCUCUAAGUAGUUCAUGAUCGGACGCACAGUUACAACUCGCGAGCUCCGCGGGCGGCCGCGGGCGUGAGCGUGCUGACACCUCCGCCGCAGACACUGGCACUAGUUUAUAAGCCGCGCGUACAUCGACACUGAACCGACGCCGAUUCGAUAGUAACGUUACGUCAGAGCACUUGUGUUACUGGGCAUUCAUGUGAGUUGCAAAACAUUCUCACCUGUACCCUUUGACAACUACCUGAAGCUGAGUGCGGAGCGUCGGGAACGAAACGACGUGCUCCGUACUCAGUUUGACGAUGCACUUGUUCUCAAGAUACAGAUAGCCCCGUCGGAGCCAUCCCCGGACGCGAGGGCACGGCUGGACACCUACAUUCCAACUUUAAGAGCUUACUAGUAGUUACUCUAUGUUUUAAAUUUUCAAUUAUACGAUACGGAAACGUUUAUGAAACAAUGAGACGAGUUACGACUCGUCGCACGUCUCACUGAGCCUUGCGUUUUUGAGUCUCUUUGAACGUAUCUGCGAUGCGUCCCGGUGGGCGGGCGGCGUCUGUAGACGGUAGCGAGUUAGUGAACGACAAUAAAAGUCUCCGAAAAUGUAAA